CCAUUUCCAUCGCCGGUCGCGUGUCCUCUGAGAUGAACACAGAGUUGGGAACAGUUGUCGGGUAUUCGGUUCGCUUCGAAGACAUGACUUCAUCGCAAACUAAGAUCAAGUACUUGACUGACGGAACGCUUCUUCGCGAAGCCAUUAGUGAUCCACUUCUUCACAAAUACAAAGUCAUUAUCUUAGAUGAAGCCCACGAACGCACUGUUCAAACGGAUCUACUCUUAGGUGUGAUUAAAAAAGCGCAACGACUCCGAAACCAACAGCACAUUCCUGUUCUCAAAGUGAUCAUAAUGUCUGCGACCAUCGAUUGCGACCAUUUCUCUCAAUACUUUAAUAAAGCGCCCGUUUAUUACAUAAGAGGCCGACAGCACGACAUUCAGAUGAUGUAUUCAAAGGAAAAGCAAAGCGAUUAUAUGAACGCCGCUCUCAUUACUGUCUUUCAAAUAUACCAAAACCAAGACGAGGGAGAUAUUUUGGUAUUUAGUACCGGAGAGGAAGAAAUUGAGUCAAUGAUUCGUUCUGUCAAUGAAACGAUUCCUCUUUUGCCAUUAGAAUCUCAGAAAUUGAAAGCCCUUCCACUCUAUGCAGCCCUUCCUCUAUCUCAUCAGCAAAGAGUCUUCAAAACACUCGAAAAUGGCUUUCGAAAAGUUAUUUUUGCCACAAAUAUUGCCGAGACUUCGAUCACUAUUCCUAAUAUUAAAUAUGUGGUCGACUCCGGGAAAGUCAAGUCCCGAUCGUAUAACUCUGUCACCGGAUUUGAGACAUUAAAAGUUCAAUCAAUAUCUAAAGCACAGGCGGCACAGAGAGCGGGCAGAGCCGGCAGGGAAAUGAGUGGUAUUUGUUAUCGACUUUACACUAAAGAGGAAUACAACGAAUUUAGAGAUCACGCCAUUCCAGAGAUCCAAAGAUGUAAUUUAGCCAAUGUUUUGCUCCAUAUUAUCGCCAUUGGAAUCAAUGAUGUUUUGAAUUUUGAUUUUAUGGAUAAACCAUCGGAAGAUAACAUAAACAGUGCUUUAAAACAAUUGGUUCACUUCGGGGCCAUUGAAGCCAAACAAGAACUUUAUUAUCUAACAGACGUCGGAACACUUAUGGUCAUAUUCCCAGUGGAACCCAAAUUCUCCAAAAUGAUAGUCACAUCUAAGUCGAUGGGUUGCACCGAAGAAAUUAUAACCAUUUUAUCGCUUUUAUCCGUCGAUAAUAUUUAUUACAUUCCUUCCAAUCAAAAAGAUAUGGCAAAUGAAGUCCACAAGAAGUUUAUCUCAAGUGAAGGCGAUUUAAUAAAACUUUUAAAAGUUUAUAGAAAUUUUAAAACAGCGAAAGAAAACAAAAAAUGGUGUAAAGAAAACUUCAUUCAUAUAAAUAACUUGAAAUUAGCGACUGAUAUAAAGAAGCAAUUGUCUGAUCUCUGUUUGAAAGCAAGCAUUCCAUUGGUUUCCUCUAAUAAUAAUACAGAAGUGAUACGAAAAUGUCUGUCCACUGGACUCGUAUUCAAUACCGCAUAUCUCCAAAAAGAUGGCACUUAUAAAACUAGACUCACUAAACAAGAGGUUUAUAUCCACCCGUCUUCGUGUCUGUUCGGUACGAAACCUGAAAAUAUAAUAUUCAAUGAAUUGGUCCAAACAUCCAAAUGCUAUAUGAGCAUUGAUUUCCGUAUCGGAGAACUCUUCGUCCUUCUGUUGGUCAGCACUCGCUGCCAUCGCUUCGGGAGCCGUUGGAGCGGGUUUUCUCCUGCGCUUCAAUGUGUUGGUCCAGUGAGUGGACGGUUCGCUCGAAGUGGCGGUUGUCUUGAAGUGAUUGUUGAGAUCAAACAACAGCGACGAGUUGUACGUCAAGAUAUCGUUGAUAUAAAUGGCGAUAUUUUGUUUCGUGAAUUUGAAGGCCUCUUUGCCGGGAAUCCGUUGGCCCAACCGUUUGAGGACAUCGAAGAUUUCGCCCACCCUUUCGACAGUCGUAACUCUGUUAACUUCACUUUCGACCGAAUCCAUGGCUUCAAUGACUUCCACGACAGAUAUACCUUCGAUGAGCCAACAGUCGCGGACGACACGCAACAGUUCGAUCACCCGUUGGAUCAGUUCGGGUCUCUCGUCGUCGUCGAAGUGGCAGCCAUUAAGCGU
Molecule: messenger RNA, 2117 nt
Organism: Medioppia subpectinata
Lineage: Eukaryota; Metazoa; Arthropoda; Arachnida; Sarcoptiformes; Oppiidae
Source: the annotation of a GenBank genome assembly